UUCACUAAUUUCCAGUUCCAGUCGUCAGUAGAAGCAGACACAGAACGCUUAGCAUACCAUACACCUACCAUACCAUAGCCAACCCCUUUACUUUAUUAAAAGAUUUUUAAUUUAAUUAUACACAAAAAUAAAAUAAAUUGAAUUAAUCUUUUGCUUUGUGCAACAUAGUGUUGGACUGUUGUUUCCUGUUAUGAGUUGGGGAUAUGAUAUUGAAAAUGGCCCACAUGAGUGGUUUAAGCUUUUUCCACAAGCAUCAGGACAUCGGCAAUCACCAGUUGAUAUUAAUACCUUAACUGCCAAACGUGAUAGCGAUUUGAAAGAAAACUCCCUAAUAUGGAAUUAUGUUGGCAGUGAUUCUAAAAGCCUGGUUAAUACUGGACAUGGUUGGAAAAUUGAUGUAAUCGGAAAUGAUUCUCUUUUAACUGGCGGACCACUCGGAACAGACCAAUAUCGUUUAGAGCAAUUUCAUUGUCAUUGGGGUUGUUCUGAUGAAGUUGGUUCAGAGCAUACUGUUGAUGGGCAGUCAUACUCUGGUGAACUACAUUUUGUACAUUGGAAUACUUCUCAGUAUAGUAGCUUUUCGGAAGCAGCUGCCUUUCCGGAUGGAUUAGCUGUAUUGGCAUUGUUUUUAAAGACGGGAAAUCAUCAUUCUGAAUUAGAAAAGGUUACAGAAUUACUGCCUUUUGUAGUGCACAAAGGUGAUCGUAUAACUUUGCCUAAUGGUUGUGAUCCGCUUAACUUCCUCCCAGAAGAAUGUACCUACUGGACCUAUGAAGGAUCUUUGACUACACCACCUUGUUCCGAAUCAGUAACAUGGAUUGUUUUGAAGACACCAGUCGAAGUGUCUCAUGAACAAUUGGAUGCUAUGAGAAAUUUAAAUUGCUACGAUGUUAAAGCUGAAUGCCCAGCUAAUGAAAUCAAAGGAAAGCUCGUUCUCAAUUACAGGCCUCCUCUUCCAUUAGGAAACCGAAUAUUAAGGGAACCAGGAGAGCAUUAGGUCACAGAUGUUGUUAAUUUUAGUAAUGAAAUUAAUAUGAUUGUAUUAUCUACUCGCAUUAUAAUUAAAAAUUAAAAACAUAUUAUUUUUCUGCUUAUUAUCUGA
This is a messenger RNA of Eupeodes corollae, 1102 nucleotides long. RefSeq names its product carbonic anhydrase 1 (gene CAH1). Gene Ontology annotation, molecular function: carbonate dehydratase activity; zinc ion binding. The record is from RefSeq and is a predicted model, not a curated record. Gene Ontology annotation, cellular component: cytoplasm. Lineage: Eukaryota; Metazoa; Arthropoda; Insecta; Diptera; Syrphidae. Bases 191 to 997 code for a protein of 268 amino acids. The transcript is spliced from 4 exons.